Messenger RNA from Eurytemora carolleeae, 1471 nucleotides. RefSeq lists its product as uncharacterized. Lineage: Eukaryota; Metazoa; Arthropoda; Copepoda; Calanoida; Temoridae. The transcript is spliced from 10 exons. The record is from RefSeq and is a predicted model, not a curated record. The coding region runs from base 2 to 859 and encodes 285 amino acids.
AAUGUUCUACAGCGCAGUUAAACAAGAGAUUUUAUGCUUACUUGUUCUCUCAAGCUUGAGUGAACUGCAGAGCCUGUCUAAGAUAGCUAUGAGAAUUCCAACCUUUGUGCAGAGUGGAGAGAGCGCAGAUUUGACCUGCAGCUACUACCUGGACAGCAACUCGUUAUACAGUAUCAAGUGGUACAAGGGUCGGCAUGAGUUCUACAGGUAUAUGCCUGGUGAGGAUCCUCCAACUAGAGUUUUCCCGGUCAAAGGAAUGAAGAUAAAUAUGACCGCAUCUGACCAUGUGCGAGUAGUUCUGGAGGAUGUUGUGUCCUCCCUCUCCGGGGAGUAUCUCUGCGAGGUCACGGUCACACCCACCUACUUCGCUAUGGCCGAGACCGCUAAUAUGACCGUUAUUGAUUUUCCAUCUCGUGGUCCCGAAAUAGUUGUUGGUAGACCUGAAUAUCAGGCAGGAGAACAGGUUGGAGCUUCAUGUACAGUUCCUGCUUCAAACCCAUUCUCUACACUAGCCUGGUACAUAAACGAUGAACCGGCGUCAGACCUCUAUGUGAGCAGGUUAACUGAUUAUGGGAUAAACUCAGAAAACAGACAGCGGCUUGACCUCAAGUUCCCAGUACUUCAAUCUCAUUUUAAGAAUGGUCGUGUCAAGUUAAAGUGUUUGGCCACUAUUGCUGGACUCUACUGGAAAACUGCGGAGAUAAACCUUACCCAAGAACAUCCAAAGGUCUUUCCGAUUUUUGAAGGAGCUGACCCUUCUGCAUCUAGAUCUUCACCAGGAACAGUCCCUUAUGCUGAAAUGGGCUUCGAGUUUUCCCUGAUUUUCUGGUACAGUUUCCAACAAUACUUCAGACCAUGAGAAGUUAUUACUGUACAUGAUAAAAUACAAAUGUACACUUUUUACGGUUCAGUUAUGUACACUUAUUUACUAAUUAAUGUGUUUUUGAUUAACUACGAAUAAACAUUUAGCUCUAGAUAGAGAAAAAAUUUGAAUGCAAGCAUGUACACUCUAAACCCAACCAAGAACACGUUAAUCCAAUUUGUUAUGUACGUCCACCCUCCAAAACCCGACUAGAUCAAAUCUGUACUGUCGUCUUCAAAAUUUCAUUCUUUGUUUGUAAUUAUCACGUUUAACCCGAAAUCUUUGAAUUUUGAGAAUUGAGAGAAUGAGAAUCGGAGAAUUUGCAAAGAUUAAAGUUUAAAUCCUGAUUUAAUUAGCAAAUACAAUUAGUGAAUGAUCGGGGUUUAUUUUAAAAUUACAUUUUACAUUAAAAUAGUCGCUGGGCUAUAGUUCGUUUGUAAAUAUUUUAAAACAAUUUUGGAACUGACCAUGUACUAUUUUUCCCGGUCAUUUGCCAGUCUAUGUUACGCGCGCAUGCCCCGUAAAACUCCAAAACUAAGAGAGGGGGAUUGAAUUUUGUAGAUCCAGAAAAAUAAUAUCUGUGGGAUGCCUGUGUAGAGACAGGCAGCU